Molecule: messenger RNA, 5345 nt
Organism: Sardina pilchardus (European sardine)
Lineage: Eukaryota; Metazoa; Chordata; Actinopteri; Clupeiformes; Clupeidae
Gene: polr3a
Product: polymerase (RNA) III (DNA directed) polypeptide A
Exons: 31
Coding region: 139-4314 (1391 amino acids)
Biological process (GO): DNA-templated transcription
Cellular component (GO): RNA polymerase III complex
Molecular function (GO): DNA binding
Source: RefSeq, a predicted model, not a curated record
CUGAUUGCAUGUUCACUGUAACUUCAACGUGUUGAAGUUCAGCUAUGAGUAGUGAACGUUGUGAAAAAUAGAUAUUUAACGUAUCUAACGUAAUAUAAUUUAUAUUCGCUAUCUUUGGGUAGUGCAUUAGCAGGCAUCAUGGUGAAGGAACAAUUUAGAGAGACGGAUGUGGCCAAAAAAAUAAGCCACAUCUGUUUUGGGAUGAAAUCUGCGGAACAGAUGAGGCAGCAGGCUCAUAUCCAAGUGGUCAGCAAGAACCUGUACAGCCAGGACACCAGUCACACGCCACUCUCCCAUGGAGUUCUGGACCAUCGCAUGGGCACGAGUGAAAAGGACCGACCAUGUGAAACGUGUGGAAAGAAUUUGGCCGAUUGUCUGGGUCACUACGGAUACUUAGACCUGGAACUGCCCUGCUUUCAUGUUGGAUACUUCAAAGCCAUCAUAGGAAUCUUGCAGAUGAUCUGUAAAACGUGUUCCCAUAUCAUGCUGUCUAAAGAGGAGAAGCUUCAGUUCAUGGACCACCUCAGAAGGCCCGGUCUGGUCUACCUUCAGAAACGCGGCCUGAAGAAGAAGAUCUCGGACAAAUGCAGGAAGAGAACAGUCUGCCUUAACUGCAAUGCAUUCAAUGGUCCGGUGAAGAAGUGUGGACUGCUGAAGAUUCUUCAUGAGAAAUACAAGACUACUAAGAAGGUGGUGGACCCCAUAGUGUCAGACUUUCUGCAGUCCUUCGACAUUGCCAUCGAGCAUAACAAGGAAGUGGAGGCUCUACUAACACGGGCUCAAGAGAACCUCAACCCGCUGGUGGUGCAGAAUAUGUUCCGGAGGAUUCCGGCGGAGGACGUGCCACUGCUGCUAAUGAACCCAGAGUCGGGGAAGCCGGCCGACCUCAUCCUGACCCGGCUACUGGUGCCACCACUCUGCAUCCGGCCCUCGGUGGUCAGCGACCUCAAGUCCGGCACCAACGAGGACGACCUCACCAUGAAGCUCACAGAGAUAAUUUUCCUCAACGACGUCAUCAAGAAGCAUCGCAUGACGGGUGCGAAGACCCAGAUGAUCAUGGAGGACUGGGACUUCCUGCAGCUGCAGUGUGCCCUGUACAUCAACAGUGAGCUCUCGGGCAUCCCCCUCAACAUGGCGCCCAAGAAGUGGACCAGGGGCUUUGUGCAGAGACUCAAGGGCAAACAAGGGCGUUUCCGUGGAAACUUGUCGGGAAAGCGAGUGGAUUUCUCCGGCAGAACAGUCAUCUCCCCUGACCCCAACCUGCGGAUUGAUGAAGUGGCUGUUCCCAUCCAUGUCGCCAAAAUUCUGACCUACCCAGAGAAGGUGAACAAAGCCAACAUCGAGCUGAUGAGAAAGCUGGUGAAGAACGGACCUGAAUUGCACCCUGGGGCCAACUUCAUUCAACAGAGACACAACCAGAUGAAGAGAUUCUUGAGGUACGGUAACCGUGAGAAGAUGGCCCAGGAGCUGAAGUUUGGCGACGUGGUCGAGAGACACAUGAUCGACGGCGACAUCGUGCUCUUCAACCGACAGCCCUCUCUGCACAAGCUCAGCAUCAUGGCUCACAUCGCGCGCGUGAAGCCUCACAGGACGUUCCGCUUUAACGAGUGCGUGUGCACGCCGUACAACGCCGACUUCGACGGCGACGAGAUGAACCUCCAUCUUCCCCAGACGGAGGAGGCCAAGGCUGAGGCCCUGGUGCUCAUGGGGACAAAAGCCAACCUGGUUACACCGAGAAACGGAGAGCCGUUGAUUGCAGCUAUUCAGGACUUCCUAACAGGAGCUUACUUGCUGACCCUGAAGGACACCUUCUUUGACCGGUCCAAAGCCUGCCAGAUCGUGGCCUCCAUCCUCGUUGGCAAAGAUGAGAAGGUCAAAAUAUCCCUGCCUCGCCCUGCCAUCAUGAAGCCGCUCAAUCUGUGGACGGGGAAGCAGAUCUUCAGCUUGAUCCUGAAGCCAAGCGCAGCCUGUCCAGUCAAAGCCAACCUGCGCACCAAAGGCAAACAGUACAGUGGCAAAGGAGAAGACCUGUGCUCCAACGACUCGUUCGUGGUGAUCCAGAACAGUGAGCUGAUGUGCGGUAGCUUGGACAAAGGCACGCUGGGCUCCGGCUCCAAGAACAACAUCUUCUACAUCCUGCUACGUGACUGGGGCCAGAUGGAAGCGGCCAAUGCCAUGUCCCGCCUGGCUCGCCUCGCCCCCGUCUACCUGUCCAACAGGGGCUUCUCCAUCGGCAUAGGUGACGUGACUCCAGGUCAGGGGCUGCUGAAUGCCAAGCAGGAGCUGCUGGACGCCGGCUACAAGAAGUGUGACGAGUACAUCGAGGCCCUGAACACCGGCAAGCUCCAGCCGCAGCCAGGCUGCACACCUGAGGAGACGCUGGAGGCCCUGAUUCUGAGAGAGCUGUCUGUCAUCAGAGAUCACGCAGGUAGCGCAUGUCUCAGAGAGCUGGACAAAAGCAACAGUCCUCUCAUCAUGGCCCUGUGUGGCUCCAAAGGGUCUUUCAUCAAUAUCUCUCAGAUGAUCGCCUGUGUCGGUCAGCAGGCCAUCAGUGGCUCCCGUGUGCCUGAUGGCUUCGAGAACCGCUCCCUGCCUCACUUUGACAAGCAUUCGAAGCUCCCCGCCGCCAAGGGCUUUGUGGCGGACAGUUUCUACUCUGGGCUCACCCCCACCGAGUUCUUCUUCCACACAAUGGCCGGCAGAGAGGGCCUGGUGGACACCGCUGUGAAGACGGCCGAAACUGGAUACAUGCAGAGGCGUCUGGUGAAGUCCCUGGAGGACCUCUGCUCCCAGUACGACCUGACGGUGCGAAGCUCCACGGGCGACAUCAUCCAGUUCAUCUACGGCGGCGACGGCCUCGACCCCGCCGCCAUGGAGGGCAAGGACGAGCCCCUGGAGUUUAAGAGAGUCCUCGACAACAUCAGGUGUGUGUACGCCUGCCCAAGCGAGCCGGCCUUGAGCAGGAACGAGCUGGUGCUGACCGCCGAGUCCAUCAUGAAGAAGAGCGACUUCAUGUGCUGCCGGGACACCUUCCUUGAUGAAAUAAAGAAAUUCAUUAAGAGUGUCUCUGAGAAAAUCAAGAAGACCCGUGACAAAUAUGGCAUCAAUGACAACGGCACCACUGAGCCAAAGGUCCUCUACCAGCUGGACAGGAUCACUCCCACUCAGCUGGAGAAGUUUCUGGAGACAUGCAGGGACAAGUAUAUGAGGGCUCAGAUGGAGCCGGGCUCGGCGGUGGGCGCCCUCUGUGCGCAGAGCAUCGGGGAGCCGGGCACGCAGAUGACCCUCAAGACCUUCCACUUCGCCGGCGUGGCCUCCAUGAACAUCACGCUGGGCGUGCCCCGCAUCAAGGAGAUCAUCAACGCCUCCAAGAACAUCAGCACACCGAUUAUCACCGCCCACUUGGAUGUGGAGGAUGACGCAGACUUCGCUCGGCUGGUCAAAGGCCGCAUCGAGAAAACGCUGCUGGGCGAGAUCUCGGAGUACAUCGAGGAGGUGUUCCUUCCAGAUGACACCUUCAUCUUGGUGAAGCUCUCACUCGAGAGGAUUCGACUUCUGCGCCUGGAGGUCAACGCUGAGACGGUGCGCUACUCCAUCUGCAUGUCCAAGCUGCGCGUGAAGCCGGGCGACAUCGCCGUGCACGGGGAGGCGGUGGUGUGCGUGUCGCCGCGCGAGAACAGCAAGAGCUCCAUGUACUACGUGUUGCAGUCGCUCAAGCAGGACUUGCCCAAGGUGGUGGUGCAAGGCAUCCCUGAGGUGGCCCGUGCUGUCAUUCACAUCGACGACCAGAGCGGCAAGCAGAAGUUCAAGCUGCUCGUGGAGGGAGACAACCUCCGCAGUGUCAUGGCAACCCACGGCGUCAACGGCAGCCGGACGACCUCGAACAACACUUACGAAGUUGAGAAGACCCUUGGCAUAGAAGCUGCCCGCACCACCAUCAUCAACGAGAUCCAGUAUACGAUGAGCAACCACGGCAUGAGCAUAGACCGGCGGCACGUCAUGCUGCUCGCUGACCUCAUGUCCUAUAAGGGCGAGAUCUUGGGAAUCACCCGCUUCGGUCUGGCUAAAAUGAAGGAGAGUGUUCUGAUGCUGGCGUCCUUUGAGAAGACGGCCGAUCACCUGUUCGACGCCGCCUACUUCGGCCAGAAGGACUCUGUCUGUGGUGUGUCCGAGUGCAUCAUCAUGGGCAUUCCGAUGAACAUCGGAACCGGCUUGUUCAAGCUGCUCCAUCGAGCAGAUAAAGACCCCAACCCGCCCCGCAGACCCCUGCUCUUCGACAACCCCGAGUUCCACAUCCCCCUGGUGACCCCCUAAGGCUAACGCUAAUCCUAACCCUAGCGCUUACUCUAGGGUAUUAUAGGAGGGAACUUGCCCAAGCUUCCAUUUAUAGAAAUGGUCUGUGCCUAUGGAGUUUUGGGGGGAGACAGAGCACUGUUUGGACUUGAAGAAAUAACAGGGUUGAGUAUGGCGCUAUGUGAGGGGAUAUGUUUGAUUUUGCGGUCAUUCAAAGGGAAGAUGCUGACUGAGGAAAUGCACCUGACCCCAUUCUUAACAUGGGUCCAUGUUAACGGGUUCAUUCAUUGAAGAUACAGUAUAAGCAGCAAGUUCACCAGGUCUACCGGGAUUCUUUUUAUUUUUUCCUACCCUAGUCAAUCCCAGCUGUUGAUUGAUGAGAAGACUCUUGACUGUUUUGAUAGGGACAAAAGGACAAAAAGAGUUCAUCAUUUUCCACCGGGAAGGAACUUGGACAGCCUUCGAUUUGCUGUCGUUACAAACAUCUUUUUUUUUUCAGUGGAAACCUUUGAUUCUUCUGAAUUUUACCUCAAAGCAGAGUGACUAAGUCGCUCUUUUUUUGUUUGCUGGCAGUUGUUUCAUUGAAAGACACAUUUCAUUUCUUUGUUUGUUUCAGUGUGCCUUCUUUCCGAAGUUAUUGUACAAUCGUGUACAGCAUGUUUUGGGCUAGUGUCAUUUUUCUUUUCUUUUUCAAGUAACUAGCUUGCCGUGUCUGCUUGUUGAGUUAGCAUUUUUUUCAGUUAUUAAGAUAAAUAGUGCAAAACAGGUCGCUGAGGUAAAUGCCCUUUAUUCCUAAUGGUGUUUGCGUUCGGACAAAAUGGACGAGGUAGUCAUGCUAAUAGCUCUGGUUUUGGAGUUUGUCUCAAUUUGUCUUUUGUCUUACUCUGUCAACCUUGAAUUAAUGUGCAGAGAACAAGUAUGACUAAAGCCUGAGUGAUUGUCAACUAUUUUUUAUUUUCCGUUUUUCAUCUGUAUAAAGCUUGAUUAUAUAGCCUAUAUAUGUUUGUGAAUAAAGUGUAAAUAAAGGAAUGUCUAUCUGGAGCAACAUUUUA